AUGAUCGCCUGUGGAUGGUUGUACCCGUUGCUGCCACUGCUUCUUGCAGUCCAAAUGGUAUGUCAUCCUGUGGAGAUCCACGUGCCCUAUCCCUUUUCAGGUCUAUUCCGGCAAUUCCUCUGUCGUAGUCGCCAACUCCACCGUCGUUCCGCCCGUCUCCACCGUUACACCUCCUUCUAAUUCUUCAGUUGUGAAUGGCAACGUCACGACGGUCGCUCCGGUCUCUGGCGCCACAAAAGAGAGCAAUGGGGACGAGGAAAAGACAGUGACCGAGCAGAUUCGCACGUACAUUGAGGACUCGGUGAAGUCUGUGAAGAAGGCGGUGAGUGAAACUCUGUAGAUCCAUUCCCUCUACCACCUCAUUUAGAUCUCAAAGAUCGGAAAGUUCGUCGGAGACCUGUUCGACCAGGACGCGCCUUCCAACUCGACCGUUCCGACCAACACCUCGACCCCCUUCACUUCCACUCCGGUUUCCCCUUCUGCCUCUUCCGUUUCUCUAUCUACCGUUACUCCCAAAUAA
This is a messenger RNA of Caenorhabditis sp. 36 PRJEB53466, 520 nucleotides long. The record is from the annotation of a GenBank genome assembly. NCBI's taxonomy places the organism in Eukaryota, Metazoa, Nematoda, Chromadorea, Rhabditida, Rhabditidae.